UUUAGGAAAAUGAGCGCAUAUACCUACCUGCUACCAAUGUUAUUGUUUUUAAUACGUCUGAUGAUUGACUCAUUCAUUAUGAACAUGAACCAUCGCCUAUACAAGAGCCCUUCUGUAUGGGUGCAAUGUUUUGGCUGCCGCAUGCUUUCUACAUCUGCGUGUAUGGUACAGUUAUAUACACUUCUCGAUACAGUGUAGGUAUCAAGCUCCGCAAGGCACAUAGCAGCACAAAACUGUCAGAAGCUGCGACGAGGAAAAAAAAUCUAGAACACAUCGGGUCCGUCUCGCGUCGAGUCCUUGCGUGCCAGCCAGGUUCUCCGAAAUUGCGAAAGAAAAAUCAAUCGACACCAACCACUUCAGUGCCGCGAACGUCGCGAAGGAAAGGAUGGACCAUUGGACCACCGACCGAACGGAUUCAACCUACUACUGCUGCUGCUGGUAUUGCUGCUGACUGGCUGGCUAGCUGCUGUUUCUCUUCGGUCUAUCUCAACCUAUCUAAUAGCUAGGUACUACCGCCGCCGUGGACCCCAUCGAAUAGGGUUCUCUUCAACUGUGUGUGGUAUUGUGUGUUUUAUUUUGGUUGUCUGCCGGCGGAGGACCACUAUCGCUACGAAGUCACUGGAGGACUUCCGUUCCGUCCUGUACAGAUCUGCUUGUCCUAUCAUACUCCACAGGCACGUCGUCGGUGCAGAACGUGUACAACUUCAAUUUGUGAUAACUUGUGUCUCCGGGAGCUUGAUACGAGUGAGAGUGUGAGAAGAGCGAUAUGAUCAAGUUCCGAAUAUCGCAACGGCAGAUUGUCGCGUGUGCGUUUUACUUCGUGGUGCUGGUGUACUUGCUGUGGCCGGGCAGAUUCGCCAGCCGGUAUGAGUACAUCGAGGGCGAGGAGAUCUACGAGCAGCUGGUACGGAAGACGACCAAAAAUGUGAGUCUGAUGCGGAAUGGGAUCCGUUGCGAUUACAGCGAUGUGCUGGAGGAAAAUGUGUACCUUUAUAGGAGGCCUUUCACCGAAGAGAUUAUCAAUAAUAACGUAAAGCUGGGUGGCGAAUGGUACCCGGAGGAUUGUCUUCCCAGUUUCAGUACGGCCAUAAUAAUUCCGUACCGGCAGCGGGAGAGCCAGUUGAACCAGUUCCUGAUCUAUAUGCACAACUAUUUGCGACGGCAGAGGAUUCACUACAGGAUAUUUGUGAUCGAGCAGUAUGACCCGAAGCCUUUCAACCGGGCAAAGCUUUUCAACAUCGGAGCGUUGAUAGCUAUGAAGCUGGACUUCCCGUGUCUGGUGCUUCACGACGUGGACCUGAUGCCAUUGCAAUUGGGUCAUCUGUACGCCUGCUCUCAACAGCCUCGUCACAUGUGCUCUAGUCUGGAUGUGUUUCGAUAUAACCUGCCCUACAGAGGCCUCUUUGGUGGAGUAGUUGGUAUUCAGUCACAUCAGUUCAUGAAGGUGAAUGGUAUGUCCAAUAUGUUCAGCGGAUGGGGCGGAGAGGACGAUGAUUUCUACGCACGGUUGGCGAAUAAGGACAUCGAAAUAUGCCGCUUCAGUCCGGAUUACAGUCGGUACACGAUGCUGAAGCACCGGAAGGAGGCCCCCAACAAGGAUCGGGUUGCGUUUCUGAGGAACGGGCACUUGCGGUACCAUACCGAUGGGCUGAACUCGCUGGUUUAUAAAGAGGUAGGCUUUAAGCUGCACAAUUUGUUCACACAUGUUCUGGUCGAGACGUAGACGCCGAGAGUGGAGGGCCUGUUAUCGCCGUUAUCUACUGUUUGCUUGACAAACUUUUUCUAUCCAAGGGUGUUUUCAGUAUUGUCUGGUUGACAUGAGUAGACUAAUUGAGAAGUACGUGUAUUUAUUUAACGAAUUGAGAAGAAGUGAUUUUUAUUUAUUUUUGUUAUGUUUCUAAGAGGCGGCAUCACUGAGAACUUAUUUGAUGGCUAGAACUACGGUAGUGAUGUAGUGAUGAUUCUGUUAAAUCUUCGGCAUUUUUUCCUAACCUUGUUCAUAUCUAGAAUCCUGGAACCUGAAAUAUAGAAGGGAAUGUAAAGUCAACCUAGAAAUGUCCUAUUAGGUAGUCCUCGUUGAGGAUAUUCUAGAGACAUUCAGAGGCAUUGCUUGAAAUUCUUAAAGAAAUUCAUGCUAUAAAUUGUUAUUCCUGCAGUCCAAUUUGGCAUAUUCUCGCGGACAUUUUAUCUGAAAUUUGGUUCGGCGGUGAAUUAAACUGCAUAUUCGUCCAUUACAUUAGACUACCAAAAAGAUAAUGCAGGAGUCGCCAACUCCAUCCAAUGAUUUCCUAAUUGACGAUAAUCUCGCAAUAUGGAUAAGAUAUGAACGCCGUAUCACCGAAUUAGUCAUAUAUGCCACCUAAAAAGCAUUAAUUUUCGCCAGAUUACCACACUGCUUCUCUCGUACGAAACCAAUGACCAAUGACGGUAAUACGUUUGCAAAGCGAUAACACUCUCAGUCAAUAAUUUACAACCUGCUUAUUAAAGUGUCACAAAUAAAGUUUUUCAAGCCCUAGCUGGUUGAUUGAUUUCCGUUGAUAAAAAAGCAAAAAAAAAAAACUUAUCUAUAUGACCUAAGCGCACAACAACCAAUACCAACAGCAACAACAACAACAACAGGGGCGGUUCAUUCGAUUACGUUCGGCAUGUGACUCUAUCGGAUCGAAUUUAUUAUCAUUCAAAUCUUAUUGCUUGAUGGCUAAUGCUAUUACUAGAUAACAUUUGCGCUAACAACUUCUCGUUGAUGUAAUUGAGCGAUAUAUUUUGAUUGAUAAUUUAGUGGAUAGGUUAUUCAUUUCCAGUUAGGUUAAAGGUAAAUUAUUCUAAAAUCGUUUGCUAGGUGGAAAGAGUGUGAAUGACGAUAAUGGUAAUAAAUACGCCCUGUUGUAUUUUAGCAAUAGUAGCUUACGUACAUUUUUGAAAUGGAAACAGCGUGAUUUUAACUGGGAAUCUAAUGGCAAACAUGUUUGUACAUUCGUUGCCUUAAGCGACUAGAAGCAUAUUAUUCAACAAAGUAGCAUUAAUGCAGUAUCUCAUUUAUAGUUUUCAGACAACUGUGUCGUAAUACUUUAAGUGUUUAGUAGAUCAGAAUGUGGAACUAACAUUGAUAUUAAUGAAUUAGAAAAAAAACGCCAUUUGACUUAAUAAAAUAUGUUUAAUCUUAUGUAUCCAUUA
Messenger RNA from Aedes albopictus (Asian tiger mosquito), 3174 nucleotides. RefSeq names its product beta-1,4-galactosyltransferase 2. The record is from RefSeq and is a predicted model, not a curated record. The transcript is spliced from 3 exons. Gene Ontology annotation, biological process: glycosphingolipid biosynthetic process; carbohydrate metabolic process. Gene Ontology annotation, molecular function: N-acetyl-beta-glucosaminyl-derivative 4-beta-N-acetylgalactosaminyltransferase activity; galactosyltransferase activity. The coding region runs from base 767 to 1723 and encodes 318 amino acids. NCBI's taxonomy places the organism in Eukaryota, Metazoa, Arthropoda, Insecta, Diptera, Culicidae. Gene Ontology annotation, cellular component: Golgi apparatus.